AGCUCCGCAGCAGCAUGGCGGCGCUGGCGCGGUGGGCGCGGGCCGCGCUGCGGCCGGGGGCGGAGCGGUGGUACCGGGCGCUGUGCGGGACCGCCGCCGCCCCUCCGCUCCCGCCGCCUCCUUCCCCCUCACCUCCGCCUCCUUCCCCCUCACCUCCGCCUCCCCACUCCUCCGCCGGGGGCCGGGCGCUGGCGGCGGUGCUGGGCGCCGGGACAGCGGCGCUGCUGCUGCUGUGGGCCCGGCAGGGCGAGGGGCACCGGCCCGCUCUGCCCGCGCUGCGCGCCGCCGUGCCCGCGCCCCCGCCCGCCUCGCCGCGCGCCGCCUUCAACUUCAUCGCUGACGUGGUGGAGAAGACGGCGCCCGCGCUGGUUUACGUGGAGAUCGUGGGCAGGCAUCCCUUUUCGGGCCGCGAGGUGCCCAUCUCCAAUGGCUCUGGGUUCCUGGUGUCCCCGGACGGGCUCAUCGUGACCAACGCGCACGUGGUGGCGAACCGGCGGCGCGUGCGGGUGAAGCUGGCCAGCGGGGAGCAGUACGAUGCCGUGGUGCAGGACGUGGACCAGGUUGCAGACAUCGCUACCAUCAAGAUCAAGCCGAAGGUGCGCAUCCUGCUUCUGGAGACGCUCCCUCCGUCCCUCCCAUCCGCUCACCGCUCUCCUCCCUUGCAGCACCCGCUGCCCACGCUGCCCCUUGGGCGCUCCUCUGAGGUGCGGCAGGGAGAGUUCGUGGUGGCCAUGGGCAGCCCCUUCGCCCUGCAGAACACCAUCACCUCGGGCAUCGUCAGCUCGGCACAGCGCGGCAGCCGGGAGCUGGGCCUCGCCGCCUCCGACAUGGAGUACAUCCAGACGGACGCUGCCAUCGACUUUGGGAACUCCGGGGGCCCCCUCGUCAACCUGGACGGCGAAGUGAUUGGGGUGAACACCAUGAAGGUGACAUCGGGCAUCUCCUUUGCCAUCCCCUCUGACCGCCUGCGGACGUUCCUGCAGAAGGAGGAGCACCGCAAAAGCUCUUGGUUCGGCAGCACAGAGGCAAAGCGCCGCUACAUCGGGGUGAUGAUGCUGACUCUGACACCCAGCAUCCUGGCUGAGCUGAAGCUGCGUGACCCCAGCUUCCCCGACGUCUCCUAUGGAGUGCUGAUCCACAAGGUGAUCAUCGGCUCGCCAGCCCAUCAGGCCGGGGUGAAGGCGGGUGAUGUGGUGCUGGAGAUCAACGGGCAGGCGUCGCGCCGCGCCGAGGACGUGUACGAGGCGGUGCGGACCCAGCAGAGCCUGACCCUGCUGCUGCGGCGCGGCCACGACUCGCUGCUGCUGAGCGUGGUCCCCGAGGCCACCGAGUAGCGGAGCUGCGGCGGGGG
Neopsephotus bourkii (Bourke's parrot) is the source of this 1351-nucleotide messenger RNA. It is a transcript of the gene HTRA2, whose product is annotated as HtrA serine peptidase 2. The coding region runs from base 15 to 1334 and encodes 439 amino acids. Gene Ontology annotation, molecular function: protein binding; serine-type endopeptidase activity. Gene Ontology annotation, cellular component: mitochondrion. The transcript is spliced from 7 exons. NCBI's taxonomy places the organism in Eukaryota, Metazoa, Chordata, Aves, Psittaciformes, Psittacidae. The record is from RefSeq and is a predicted model, not a curated record. Gene Ontology annotation, biological process: proteolysis; programmed cell death; positive regulation of apoptotic process.